Messenger RNA from Synchiropus splendidus (mandarinfish), 1343 nucleotides. RefSeq names its product cyclin-A1-like. NCBI's taxonomy places the organism in Eukaryota, Metazoa, Chordata, Actinopteri, Syngnathiformes, Callionymidae. Gene Ontology annotation, cellular component: cytoplasm; cyclin-dependent protein kinase holoenzyme complex; nucleus. The coding region runs from base 149 to 1180 and encodes 343 amino acids. Gene Ontology annotation, molecular function: cyclin-dependent protein serine/threonine kinase regulator activity. The transcript has 7 exons. The record is from RefSeq and is a predicted model, not a curated record. Gene Ontology annotation, biological process: mitotic cell cycle phase transition; regulation of cyclin-dependent protein serine/threonine kinase activity.
UCAUAUUCUCCAGUCAGGCCAGCAGCAGAUUCUUCUUCUGAACUUCCAGACCAGCUGCACCCUGUGGAAGAGUUUUCCAGCUCUGGGAGAGACUCCUCAUCAUCAUCUUCAGACAUCAAGUGUCCACCCAGAGGUCCAGACCUUCGACAUGACACCCUCAGGAGACGUCCUCUUCUUCUCUGGUCAGCAGCUCCAAGUGGCUUGUGAGGUGAUUCUGGAUAUGUCAGGAGAGGAAGCAAGCCCAGACAUUGUUUUCAUGGAGACAGAAGAUUCUCCAUCAGUGGAUGAAGAUCAGUGGUCCAUGUUGGAGCCCAGUCCAGAUUCUAGCCAGAACUCUUCAGAGUCGGACCAGGACGAGCCAGUGUCUCAGGAAGACUUGUUUUCUGCAUCUGAAUAUGUGGAGGACAUUUACUGGAACUUGAGGGCCACAGAGGAGCGGUUCAGACCAAAGCCAGGCUACAUGGACCAUCACCCACAGACCUUGGAGAACAUCAGGCCCUUCACAGUGGACUGGCUGACCCGAAUCACCACAGACCUCGGGCUCGACACAGAGACUCUGCAUCUGACCAUCAACUACUUGGACCGGAUCUUCUCCAAAUCCAGAUCAAUGAAACUACAGGACCUGACUCUGAUCGGAACGACUGCUCUGUUCAUUGCUACGAAGCACCAGAGCAGGAACCCCCCGGAGGCUCAGGUGUUUGUCCCACGAGAUGGAAGCUACACAAAGAAAGAGUUGCUAGAGAUGGAGUGGCGUCUCCUCAAAACCCUGGACUUCACUCUGUCAGCCCCCACGGCCUACACCUUCCUUCACAUCUUCAUGUCCAUCUACCCUGUUUGUGAGACCACACAGAACCUGGCGGUGUUUCUGGCAGACUUGAGUCUGAUGGACGUGAACUUGUUGGUGCGACACGACUCGUCUAAAGUGGCAGCUGCAGCUCUGUUCAUGGCCAACUACAGAGUCAACAGAGAGAACUGGCCUGAAGACCUGGAAAACUUCUCUGGUUACUCCUUGGAGGACCUCGCCGAGUGUAUGGAAACCAUGUACAAGCUGGAGCUGCUUCACUCAGAGCUCCCUCUACAGGCCAUCAGGUCAAAGUUCACAAAGUCAAUGUCUGUGGUCCAGUGUUGUUCACCAUCUUCACCUGUCUGCACAGCAUCGAUCUACAACUCAGUGUUCUGACCGAGCUGGACUGGAUCUGAACUCACGUUCAACUGUUUUUAAACGUGUUUCUUUUGGCAGAACGUCACCUGUGUGGAACACAAGAGUCACUGUUUCUGCAGCCCAUUUUUAAAGGAGGAUUAUAUUUUUGCUCUUUGUACAUAUUUUAUUAUUUUAUAUUCUA